Molecule: messenger RNA, 624 nt
Organism: Spirometra erinaceieuropaei
Lineage: Eukaryota; Metazoa; Platyhelminthes; Cestoda; Diphyllobothriidea; Diphyllobothriidae
Source: the annotation of a GenBank genome assembly
AUGAGGAUCAGGACUGCACCUGCCCUCACUGCGACCGCACCUUCACCUCUCGCAUCGGCCUGGUCGGUCAUUUGCGAAUCCAUCGCACAGAGACUGGCAAACCAGUGCCUGAAGCACCAACCUACACCCACCGCACUCGCCUCCACUGCCCACACUGUCCUCGCACUUUCACGCAUCGCAUGGGUCUAUUCGGCCAAUCCACCACCUUGUGCACCCACUAACAACUCCCCAGCCGACAUCGACGCCACUGACCUUACCACCCCUCACUCAUCCCCUUCCUCCUCCUCUUCCUCCUUCACUGCCACAACGACGGCCACUCCGGCGUCUGUAGCGCACGACUUCACCACAGCCGCACCUGACUCAACAACAGGCACAACCCCUGCAACCUCCAUCAUCAGACGUGAGGGCCAGGACUACAUCUGCCCUCACUGCGAUCGCACCUUCACCUCUCGCAUCGGCCUCGUCGGUCACUUGCGAAUCCAUCGCACAGAGACUGGCAAACCAGUGCCUGAAGCACCAACCUACACCCACCGCACUCGCCUCCACUGCCCACACUGUCCUCGCACUUUCACGCAUCGCAUGGGUCUAUUCGGCCACAUGCGCAUCCACGACGACCUGCGGUAG